UUUCGAGGCGACCGCGAAUGCGUUUGGAUCGUGCGAUGCCGUCUCGCGGCGGCAAGUGUGCGCGUGUCAGCAAAGUGGCCACCAAGGGGCGCCAAGUGCGCGCUCAGCACGUCGCUUUGGGUUUUCUAGAAACCGAGGGAACAACUAUGGCAAUGGCGACGUCGACAACAACAUUGACGGAGGUGACCACAACAAUGACGAUGACAACGGCAACAUUGACGGCGACAACGUCGACGGUGACGUCAAGCGGAAUGGUAGUCGCGACAACGAGAAUGGACAAGCCCGCGGUAACAACGGCGUGCAACGAGGGUCGAUCGCAGUGGACCGGGCGCAUGCGCCAGUCCCUGGAGAGCAGCUCCGAGCCAGCCCGUGAAAAUUGUACCCCCUCGGUGCAUCGUUAUCCGGAAAGGCAACGACGACGGGAGAGACACGCCGCGGGGAGGAAGCAUCGAUCAGCGAGAGAUACCGAGAAAGCCACCGCUAGCACCUCAUGCUCCUCGACAUCGUUGUCGUCGCCGCCGGCGCUUUCCUCGCCGUCUUCUUGCGCGUCCUCGCGCCGUUCGAGCUCCCCACCGUCAAGCACCUCGUCACCAGCGCGCUCCUCCACCUCGUCGGUCACGAGCGAUCCGCUAGUGAUCAAGCCAGCGGUUAGAAACGAACAGCAAAGAAGCACUCCCGAUCACAGCGACGACGGGAUUGGGAAGCGGAGGCAAAACGCUGCAGAGACAAGACGAGACAAUGGUGAGACGACUCAUGGAACGACGGAGACGACGACGUCGGUAUCGACCUCCUCUUCGACCACUGUGUCUUCCUCGUCGCCAUUCCCCUCCCCCGUGUCCACGUCCUCCACGUCUUGCCGGACGGCAACGACGCCGCGCAGCCACGGUGGCGAUCAUGGUGUUGCGCACGUCUCGUCCUCUUCGUCCGCGCUUGAAAGACUGAGAAGUGCCCUGGAGAAUUACGACCGUAGUCGAAUCUACCUCGCCCACGUUUGCUACUUGGAUUGGCGGGAUCUGCCGGGUAAACGGCGUGGCGGCACCGUCGGAGGUCACGACGCGACGCGGAGCAGCGAGCGGGUGUGGGUGGUGGGGGCGGCGGAUCACGAGGGCCACCAUCGGACACGAUUGUUGGUUGCCGGCCGCCACUGGCGACCACGUUGUCUACGCAAGGUCAACAUGCUGAGCCAACCAGUGGUAUACGCCGGCGGUGGCAGGGGUUCCUUAACUUCCGAUCUAUUCCUAUGGUGGUUCCAUCGUGAAUUUGCUGUCACAGCGAUGGCGAUGCAUCCUGAUGGAGCCGUGCUGGUAGCCGAAAGUGCCGAUUACUUGCCACCAGAAGGUGACUGCGUCGCCGCGGACGGUCUUGUACGGCUGUUUGUUGUACCCAAGGAUUGCAUGGAAACGCGAUUGGUGGUCCGAGAAUUGCGAGUGCGUCUGGCUACCGGUAUAUUAUCGAGAGCACGCUGUGGCAUUUACUGCGAUAAAUUUCCCUCGAUUUUGGGCUUGCCCGAGGAAGAAGGUGAUCACCGAUUGGACGCAUAUUUAAAAAAAUUUACACUAAAGGAAGCAUUCGCGGAUCUUCAUCGCGCAUGGCUCAGUGUUCGAUCGGAUACAUUCGCUCGCAGCUGGACGUUACCACGCGAUCGUGAGGACCAUCCGCUGGCGGGAUGCAAUGGCGCCAUAUUGCCGCCUAGAAUCCACCCGAUGGAUCAAGAGGAGGAUAGAAUGCUACUUGUCGAACUGCAGAGUCUCGCCAGGGAGAUCGGACUGGAGGUCACCGAUGACGAACUCGGCAGUUGGAUUCUUGACGAAGAGAGUGCCCUGGCGCGUCUUGUUAAAAAAAAAGAACCGGACGAGGAACAACAUUGCCGAGUCAAAAUCGAGGUAGAGACGGAUAGAUGGUCGGAGCGCAAUGGAGACGAGGAAGAAGAUGGGAAUGACGGCAUUGAAGAAGAUUACGGCGAGGAUGAGCCUACCGCUGAGGAGGCUGUUGGACUUCUUUCAAGAGUACUACUUUGGAUGGAAAGAGAACCUCUCGAUCCAGGACUUCUACUGGCGGUCAGAUCGAUGCGCGAUACCGCCACACUUAUGGCGAGCAAGAUGGGCCUGGCGGGGACGCAUCCAAGCGGGUUACCCUUUUUCUGUCCGAAUGGAGACCACCUGACGCAACCACCUCCCGCCCAUAUGGGUAUACCGCCCUACGGCGCAUUGGACGCGGGUAAGGCGGCCGCCGCGGCUGGUCUCACGAGAGCACCAAUGUACCCCUUCUCAACGGGCCAGUACCCAUACCCCAUGCUUAGUCCAGAAAUGACGCAAGUUGCGUCCUGGCACACACCGAGCAUGUAUCCCAUCUCGCCGGCAAAUGCGGGUUUCCGAAGUCCAUAUCCCACGAUACCCAUUACAAGUUCUAGUUUACCAAGUGAUCUCUACCGGUUUUCACCGACGGGCCUUAUGCCUCCGCAUCCUGGUCUGAGUCCACACGCACACGCGCUAGCGUCGCAUGCGUUGGUAUCAGCGCCGAAGGCGGAUCACUCCACCCUGGAUCACAAUCACAGGUCAACGAUAGAACAGAAAAACUCCACAUCGUUACCUACGGACAAUGCGAAAGCUCAGGACACGGGACAACAAAACAAUCAAGAUAAAAAGAAACCCCAUAUAAAAAAGCCUUUGAAUGCGUUUAUGCUGUAUAUGAAGGAAAUGAGGGCGAAGGUUGUGGCAGAGUGUACCUUAAAAGAGAGUGCCGCGAUCAACCAAAUAUUGGGAAGACGAUGGCACUCGCUAAGCCGGGAGGAGCAGGCGCGGUAUUAUGAGGCGGCCAGGCAGGAGCGCCAUCUGCAUCAACAACGAUACCCCGGCUGGAGUGCUAGGGAUAACUACGGAUAUGGCAGCAAGAAGAAGAAGAGGAAGAAAGAGCGAUCCGCAGAUCCCACCGGAGGUAAUAACAUGAAGAAAUGCCGUGCCAGGUACGGAUUAGAUCAACAAAGCCAAUGGUGCAAACCCUGCAGACGUAAGAAGAAAUGUAUCAGAUACAUGGGGGAGGGAGGAGACGGCGACGGUGAAGCUGACGGUGAAGCUGAGGAUGAUCAUUCAGAGGAUAAUCUGGGUAGCGUAGGAGAGGCGGGGACUCCUGAGGAGGACGAAUCUUUGAGUAGUCCCGGGGGCCUAUCCGCGUUGUCUAGUCUGGCGAGUCCUUCGUUGGUCUUACCAUCGCCCUCAAGUCUGGCCAGUCCAUGCCCGUGUCCGUGCCCGUUGACGCCCCCGGUGCCGCCUCCGCCUCUGUCAAACACGAACCAGCCGGCGGCGGUGGCAACAACGACGACGACGGCAGUGCAACAACAGCAACCGCAACCACUUCCGCAGCCUCACCGCAACCCCGUCGGCACGAAUCCUCACGACAUUAACAAUCCGCUCAGCGUGAACCAGCUGACCGGACAGUGUAUAAAAAGCGAGCCCGCACCUUCGGGCCCUUCCAACCCGGCAAUCAGUGUUACGUAGCCCCGGCCGGACCCACGUGACCGAACUGUUGCUACACGCGGUGUCAUCUAUAGGGUCCGUCUACGUAUGCACGCGAUAAGAAGGCUGGAUAAUGAAGAACCGACUGAGAUGAUGAUAAAAACAAAGAGAAGAACUUGGCGAAUGAGAAACCAAAUAAGAAUUGCUUUCGUCGUUUAACGCUUCUCUCAGUUCCGAUCUGAUUUGGGGGGGGAUUUGAUAGAGAUCAAGGAGACUAUAGUAUUUUCGAGAUGCCUGAAGGUAAUUCGAGUGGUUACUUAGUCGAGUUAGACGCAGUCUACAAUCGAAGCGGUACCGUUGAUGAUUCGGAUUCGAACAUGCGAAAUCAUUGUGCGAAUCUUCCAUCGCCAUUAUGGAUUGAUAACGUCGCCUUCGAUUAUUUUCUCCUGGCCUCAUUCUUAUCCAUUUGCCGAAAUAGAGAUCAUUCAAAGUCGGGAAUAAUGAUCAAGACGUUAUUAUACGUGUUAACGAAAGAACAGAAAUAAAUACUAUGUGCAGAAAUACUCAGGACCAAGUAAUUUGGUUGUAGUCACCCGCUCAGCAAAAAGACAAAUGUAAGCGAGAUGUAAGCGUGAGAGAAUAUAUGUGCAUGUAUGCUUGCGAAGCUGGGGAAGAGCAAGGUGCACGUCUGAUAAUAAUGCGACAGAGAAAGCAAGCUCAUUGAAAGUGCGCGUGACGCAGCUUGUAGUCCUUGUUACGUUGUGAUGCCAAUGACUGAGAGUCAUGUUCCUGUGCCAGCUACUAUACUCUAGGGAAGUAAUUAUAUCGCGGACAAAUAGCUAAAAGCAUAAAGCGGAGAAGCCGCAAGAAAAAAAAACGAAGCGGCGCACUCGCGCGUGAGAUGCGUUUUAUUAUCAUUUGUUUAUUCGACCUCACCUCACACAUCAAGUGUGUGUCAAGAUAUCUAACUUCUAUGUAUAUGCAAUUUGUUAUUUUUUUAAAAGUCUAUACACACAGUGCGGUUGAUUAGCAUGUAAGAUUCUUUUUAUCGACUCCCCAUUCACUUUCUACUCGAAUAUUUUUUUCUUUCUCCUUUCUCUUUUUCUUCCCUUAUAUCUCAUUUUUUAUAAUGUUACAUUGAUAAAUGGCGCUAUAUGAUCGAUAAGGUUCUAAAGAUAACGUGUUUCUGUAAAACUUGUCAAGCAAACCUUUCCAUUUGUUCCACGGAAUAUAACACGCUGUUAACUACGUAGUUAUUAAGUAUGAAUACGUAUAUUGAUAUAACUGCGUAUUAAUACUAAUAAUACGUAUUAUUAAACUUCAUGUUUUUAUUAUCACUGUUGCAAUCGACUUAACAUCGCUCAAUGUUUUCAUCUUUUGAUUCUUUUCUCAAAUUUGAUAAUAAUUUUAGAUUCGCAUGAUUUGUAUU
This is a messenger RNA of Mycetomoellerius zeteki, 4881 nucleotides long. RefSeq names its product protein pangolin, isoforms A/H/I/S. The record is from RefSeq and is a predicted model, not a curated record. Lineage: Eukaryota; Metazoa; Arthropoda; Insecta; Hymenoptera; Formicidae. Gene Ontology annotation, biological process: regulation of transcription by RNA polymerase II; canonical Wnt signaling pathway. The transcript has 10 exons. Bases 18 to 3494 code for a protein of 1158 amino acids. Gene Ontology annotation, cellular component: chromatin; beta-catenin-TCF complex. Gene Ontology annotation, molecular function: RNA polymerase II cis-regulatory region sequence-specific DNA binding; DNA-binding transcription factor activity, RNA polymerase II-specific.